Colias croceus (clouded yellow) is the source of this 3864-nucleotide messenger RNA. RefSeq names its product chromosome-associated kinesin KIF4 (gene Klp3A). The coding region runs from base 289 to 3690 and encodes 1133 amino acids. Gene Ontology annotation, molecular function: microtubule motor activity; ATP binding; microtubule binding. The record is from RefSeq and is a predicted model, not a curated record. Gene Ontology annotation, biological process: microtubule-based movement; mitotic spindle organization. The transcript is spliced from 20 exons. Lineage: Eukaryota; Metazoa; Arthropoda; Insecta; Lepidoptera; Pieridae.
ACUCGGUUAUUGCCUCGCUGUUUGAAACUUUGCAACUGAAUGUUUCGUUUAUAAUAUGGUUUUUUAACAUAGUGGUGCUGAAUUUUUAUUCAAUAUUUCAAUGUUUAUGAAAUAUAAAAGUAUAGCUGUUCAUAUGUGGCUAAAUGCAGAUAUACUGGCAUGGUGACAACAGAAAAAAAUCACUGACAGCUCAUGGACAUGAUUUAACAACAUAGAAACUAUAUUUUGGGCUUAAACACGGGCCAAGGGUACUUUUCAUGGUAAAAAAAUCAUAAAUAAAACCUCAAAAUGGUUGACACAGAGUCUAAUAAGGGCACUAUAGAUACAGUGCAAGUUGCGUUAAGAAUAAGGCCGUUGAUGCAGCAAGAAAUUGAAAGAGGUUGUGACGAAUGUAUCGACAUUGUUAACGGGGAGCAGCAAGUUCAAAUAAAGGAUUUAGCUUUCACAUACAAUUAUGUAUUUCCACAACACAUUACCCAGCAAGAGUUCUAUGAUACAGCCGUUAAAGGUCUCAUUAGCAAGCUUUUCCAAGGUUACAAUGUUACAAUACUGGCCUACGGCCAGACUGGUUCUGGAAAGACUUAUACAAUGGGCACAAAUUACUCAGGUUCCUAUGGUGAUUCGUCUAAAUUAGGUGUUAUUCCUCAAGCUGUUGCUGAUAUAUUUGACUUUAUUGAAACACACGAGGAUAAAUUUAUAUUCAAAGUGUCGGUUUCCUUUAUGGAACUAUAUCAAGAGCAGUGCUAUGAUCUACUUUCUGGCAAAGAGCGUGGUCAUAGCGUUAUAGAAAUAAGGGAGGAUGUCAAUAAAGGGGUGAUUUUGCCAGGUAUAACGGAACUGCCAGUCACUUCCACUGCAGACACAAUGAUGGCUCUCGAGAAAGGUUCAUCUGGACGUGUAACUGGUUCUACGGCAAUGAACCAAGCUUCCAGUAGGAGUCAUGCUGUGUUCACGAUUGUCAUUAUUAAGGAGAGCCGUACUGAUAAAAACAUAGCAACAUCAUCAAAGUUCCACCUCGUUGACUUGGCUGGUUCCGAACGUAUUAAAAAGACUAAAGCCAGCGGGGAGAGGUUGAAGGAAGGUGUUAAAAUCAACCAGGGGCUGUUAGCACUCGGCAAUGUGAUCUCUGCACUGGGGGACGGCACCAGUAGGAGCUUUAUUAGUUAUAGGGACAGUAAACUUACUAGGUUGUUACAAGACAGUCUUGGAGGUAACUCGUUAACGCUGAUGGUGGCUUGUGUGAGCCCAGCGGACUAUAACUUGGACGAGACGGUAUCAACUCUGCGAUACGCAGAUAGAGCGCGUCGUAUUCGCAACAAGCCGAUUAUCAACCAGGACGCUAAGGCUGCCGAGAUUGUUAGGCUUAACAACUUGGUCAAUGAAUUAAGACUCCAGCUUCUCGGUAAAUUACCAACAGUAUGUGAACAAAACAAUGAAAAAUUGGAAGAAGAGCUUGAAAGAGAGAAGGCGAGAUAUCAAGAACUAUUGAAGAAACACAAGCAAGUUACAGAACACCUCGGAAAUAUGUUGAUAGAAAACACUAAUUUGUGUGAAAAGGCAUUAUUAGCGGAGAGCGCGAAGGAAAAAAUAGAACGUAAAUUGAACGAACUGACGCAACAAUGCAAUCAAACUAUUGAAAACUUGAAUACAUCGGACAAUCAAGAUGAAGAAUCGCAAAAGACGACUAUGGUGGACUAUUUGAAAGAAAUAAAGACACGUUUGGAAGAUUUGCAGUCGUUCAACAUGAAGACUAAUGAAGAGAUGAUCGAUCAUGAGAUCAAGCUGUCGUUUGUGAAGAAGGACGGUGAUGGCGAGAAAUUAGAUGAUGAUGAAGUACUCAAUGAGGAUCAAGUUGUUUUAGAGGAAGAGAAACGGGCUAUGGGACAGGUUGCACUAAACCAAGAAUUACAAGAAUUAAACCGCGCCAUGGCGAUCAAGGCGUCUGUGGUGCAAGCCAUACUCGCCAACAAUAAGGAGAUGAUAGACAGCCACCAGAAUUUGCGUGAAAAUGAGGAAAAAAUCACACAAUUGGAGAAGGAGAGAGAUGAACUCAUGCAGCAGUUGAAACAUAAUAGAAGCAAAGAUCCAUCACACGAAGAGCGGCGUACUAAAGUGUCCACGCUCGAGGCGGAAAUAACAGACCUCAAGAAGAAGUGCCAGGCACAAGCCAAUAUCAUUAAGGUCAAAGAGAAGAAUGAAGCCAAGAUAGCUUCGUUGAAUGCUGAACUACAGGCCAUGAAGGCUACCAAGGUGAAAAUAAUCCGUCAAAUGCGCGAGGAGAGCGAGAAGUUCCGCAAGUGGAAGGCGGACAACGAGCGGGCGAUGCUGCGCCUGCGCAACGAGGACCGCAAGCGAGCCACCGCCAUGGCCAAGAUGGAGUCGCUGCACGCCAAGCAGCAGAACGUGCUCAAGCGCAAGAUGGAGGAGGCGGUGGCGGUCAACAAGCGGCUCAAAGAAGCUCUAGAUAGGCAGAAGAAGACGGCAAUGAAACGCAACGCCAAAGGCAACGUGAAAGCUGGUGCUGUACAACAGUACAUUGAGCAAGAGCUUGAAGUGCAUCUCAGUAUUGUGGAAGCGGAGAAAUCGCUUGAAGAGCUUAUGGAAUAUCGGGCGUGGAUAACAGAAGAAAUAGAGAACCUCCGUAACGGACCAGACAGUGAAGCGAGCAGUAAGAAGAUAGCCGAGCUCGAGGACGAUCUCGCGCUACGGAAGGCGCAGAUUUCUGAUCUGCAGCAGAAGAUUCUUACUGCUGAUCAAGAAAACAAGGCACGCACACAGUGGGACAACAUUCAAUCAAUGCUCGAAGCUAAAGUAGCGCUCAAAUGCUUAUUCGAGCUAUUAGUAGAUGCUAAGCGCGAGCUUCAGAACCAGAGCGAAAAGGGAUUCCAGUCCAAAUACGAGGAAAUAAAGGAAGCUUUCGAUAGACUGAAUAUUGAGUAUGAGAAUAGCAAGGCGGACUUUGAGAGACAGAUUGCUACUAUGAAACUCCAGAAUGAACAGACUUUAAGUGAUCUGGUAGCGCUGCAAGCGGGCGGCGGACGAGCGGGCGGUGUGCGGGGAGAAGCGUGCCGCAAUCUGCAAACCGUUAUACAGUACCAGCAGGACAAGCUGGAGCAGCUCGAGCUGGAGAACAAAAAGCUAGCGGACGAGUUGGAAGAGCUCCGCAGCGCGAACAAGAAAGUUAAGAAACGCAAGAAGGAGCCCGUCGACACGCUCAAAAUGGUCGAUUAUACGGACAUCACGGAUGAAGACGAUAAUGAUGAUGAGGAUAAUAAUAAGGAUCCCGAUUGGAGGGCCACGCCGCUGUUUAAGCGCAUUCAGGCGCAGCGCUCCCGCCUCACGAUGAACUUCAGCCAGUCGGGCGACGCGGACACGAGCCGGCCCACGAAGCGCAGCAGCGACGGCAGCGCGCACUGCUCGUGCCGCGGCAGCUGCAGCACCAAGCUGUGCGGCUGCAAGAAGGCGGACAAGGGCUGCGGGCUCGCGUGCCGCUGCCAGCCCGAGCUGUGCAAGAACCGGCGCCAGUCCGACAGCGCGCACAGCGACGACAGCAACGAGAACGAAACCAACAACGUAGCUGUACUGGACACCACGCCGCCAUCUUACUUCGACAAACGAGAUCACCUUGAUGCAACCUACAUAAAGAAGAAGAAGUGUUAUUUUUUUCCCAAAGACCCAAAUAAUGAGUAAAGACUGAGCAAACAGGCGCUGGCGCAGAAGUUAUUUUAUCAAAUUUCUUGCAUUUAUUGACAUGUAUCAAGUAGAAUGUAUAUCCAAAUUAUAAGUACUGUAUUGAUUAUUCAAAUUGUGAUUUUUAGCGUAAGGCUUUUUUUAAUAAAUUAGAUGAGUACUUUAAUAAUAAUU